AUGACGGCCGAUAUAAAUAACCCAGCUCCGAAACCGGUUGUUCUCCAUAUCGGCGAUCCCAUCUUAUAUAAUGAGGCCAUUUAUGCUCGCUUCUGCGAGCUUUAUACUGUGAUCCGGCCCUCCACCGAGGAGAGGCAAAGACCAGAGUUCAUCAAGGCACUCAAGGAGAAACGAUGGGGGGACUUUAAUGCCAUAUUCAGGCCCUACUGGUCGACCGGCGGGGAGAUGGGGAAGUGGGAUGCUGAGUUAAUCAGCUGCUUGCCACAGGGUGUGAGAGUCUUUGCGAGCGCGGGCGCCGGAUACGACUGGGCAGAUGUUGAUGAGCUUGCAAAUCACGGCAUCAUCUACUGCAACUCGGCUGCCGCCUGCACCGAGUCGGUUGCAGACUUCGCUCUGUUCGGCAUCCUCUCCACCUUCCGCCAGCUCACGUGGUGCACCACCGCAGCCAGCGACCCAACCAGCUUUACGCGCUGCCAUCUCGAUGCCACUGCCUUGAGCCGUAACCCCCGCGGUCAUGUUCUUGGCGUCAUUGGUCUCGGCAACAUCGGGCAAGCUAUCGCUGCAAAGGCCUUUGCGGCGUUUAAAAUGCGGAUUCUCUACUAUGAUGUCAAGAGAAAAAGCAGCGAAGUUGAGGCAGAGGUCCACGCCGCAUUCGUGCCGACUUUGCAGGACUUGGUCCGCCAGUCGGACUGUGUCAUUGUCGCUACUCCGGCAAGCCCGGAUGGCAAGGUGCUGGUCAAUGCGGAGCUCCUCGCACACUUCAAGAAGGGUGCUCGGCUUAUCAAUGUCGCCCGCGGCAACCUGGUUGAUGAGGAGAGCCUCGCAGAUGCCAUCGAUAGUGGACAUAUCAAGUCUGCGAUGCUGGAUGUGCAUACCUUUGAGCCUAAGGUGAAUGAGAGGCUAAAGAAUAGGAGAGAAGUCAUGCUCACAUGCCACAAUGCGGGUGGGACGGUCGAUACACAUAUCGGUUUUGAGAGAUUGAGCAUGGAGAAUAUUGAGGCGGUGCUAUCGAGAGCAGAGAUGCCUAAUAGUGCGGUGAAUGCGCAUUUGUUCAGCUUGGACAUAUGA
Molecule: messenger RNA, 1068 nt
Organism: Pseudogymnoascus verrucosus
Lineage: Eukaryota; Fungi; Ascomycota; Leotiomycetes; Thelebolales; Thelebolaceae
Exons: 2
Coding region: 1-1068 (355 amino acids)
Cellular component (GO): cytosol
Molecular function (GO): glyoxylate reductase (NADPH) activity; NAD binding; hydroxypyruvate reductase [NAD(P)H] activity
Source: RefSeq, a predicted model, not a curated record